Cooperia oncophora is the source of this 744-nucleotide messenger RNA. Lineage: Eukaryota; Metazoa; Nematoda; Chromadorea; Rhabditida; Trichostrongylidae. The record is from the annotation of a GenBank genome assembly.
AUAACAGCUGUUGCCAAAGUGAGGUCUGCUAGCCAGCAUGAGCUAAUGAAUAAGACUUCCCUACCCCUCCCCAAACAAAUAACGCUUCAAAAAGACCCAUUGUAUGGCUACCGCUCCUAUGAACUUUCAGGUACAUACGCACCAUGGAACUCACAAAAUACUUUGUUUCAUAAGAAGGCCUUUUUCACUCUUUUCCUGCCUACUACAGUGUCUUUUCGUACGACGGACAUAUGGCGGUCGUAUAUAGCCCAAAAGCUUCUGCAUAUGAUCGGAGAGACAGUGGCGUUCUAUCCACCCAAUGCUGUGCAAUAUAGAAAUGCUCAUGAUUACCUGGCCGAUUUCGAGGAUGAAAGGGAUGUCUACCUCAAAUCCGGAGCGCUGAUCGAGUUUCUUGAUGGAUGGAACUGUACAUAUGCAGAGAAUGGACAAAUUGAACGAGACUUCUGGGGUGCUAAUGAUGUGCAGCUCAUGCUGAAAUGGUUGGCGGAUCUACGGAAAACAGGAUAUCAGUUCCCAUUUCAAAGAAGGCAUGACGAUGAAUAUGUGACAAUUGAUGAGAAAUCUCGGGAAGUGAACUGCCGUCGGGCAGCACUGGAAUUCGAAAAUGAAGCAGCGGACAAGGUGCAGGACCACCAGCGAUCACUGGACAAAAUCAUUGCCUUUGCUGAUCUUUCCGAUUGGUGUGCAGCAGCACAAUCCUCAAGUAAGGGUUUACUCCACCGAGUAGGGGUAGGGUCUACUUGA